Monodelphis domestica (gray short-tailed opossum) is the source of this 3905-nucleotide messenger RNA. It is a transcript of the gene DIS3L2, whose product is annotated as DIS3 like 3'-5' exoribonuclease 2. Gene Ontology annotation, molecular function: RNA binding; 3'-5'-RNA exonuclease activity. Gene Ontology annotation, cellular component: P-body. The record is from RefSeq and is a predicted model, not a curated record. Gene Ontology annotation, biological process: miRNA catabolic process; mRNA catabolic process. Lineage: Eukaryota; Metazoa; Chordata; Mammalia; Didelphimorphia; Didelphidae.
GUGGUUCCUUCUUGUCGCCCUGUGUAAAUGGGGAAACUGAGGCCCUGGGAGGCGAAGGCUCUGAUUCUGGGUCGGGCAGCUAGGAAGAGGAGCCCGGGCCUGGAGGAGGAGCCAGAAGAGAGCUCAGAGCCCAGAUCGUGCAGUUUGGGCAUAUUCCUUGGAGUAUGGAUCACCUGGGAUUUGUCCGAAGUGGAGUGAGAGAGGGCACCAGCAAGCUUGCUGUCCCACAGAAGAAUGCCUAUGCCCGGCUAGUCCAGCAGCACCGCAGUGGCCGCUUCCGUUCCUACUUAAAUCAUGUGGCUCAGAAGAUGCAGUUAGAGGAGAUGGGCUUGGCUGAUGCUGGUUCCGAUGCAGACUUGCCUUUGAAAGUGGGGAUGACGCAUGAGGCUGUAACAAGAAAUGGGCUGAAUGUGCCUGGUUCUUCGCCAAAGAAAGCUAUUCCACCAGAUAGCACUGAAUGUCUGGGAGUGGAGAUGCUUCCUGAUGACAGUCUUGAAGCCUCCAGGAAAGCCCCUGAGAUGUGCCCGCUGGGAGUGGGGGAGAUGAAGGAGGCCUACUGUAGUCACCCUGGAGAGAGCAUCUUCGAGGUGGAGAGCUUGAGCCGGGGUUUGAGUGGCUGUAAGUUCGCGCAAAGCCCGAGGUCAGGCCAUGUUCUUCAGAAGGCUGGAGCCUCUGUAGACAAGGAUGUGUCUGAGACUGGGCAGAGCAGACUUCAGAAAGGAAAAUAUGCCACGAAUGUGGAGAAAGCACGGGACAUUUCUGUGGCAGAAGAGCGGCAGUGCCAUCUGGACCCCCAUUCACUGACUUCUGAGAGGCCUGGGCCCCUCCCUCCCGAGCAGCUGCCAGGGAGCCGGCCUCGAAAGAGUUCUGAGCUGAGUAGCACGCCUUCGAAUCUGGGGAAGAAGAGGCAACUCUUGGAGGCUGAAAGUAUGAGCCAUUUGGACUGCAGGACACACCCAAAGCAGCUGGGAACUCCAAAAGGUGUGUCCCAUGCACUUGGCUGCUCUGGAACUGGGUCAAUGCCAGGAGACAGAAAGAUGCCGAGUAAGCACUCACAGGGGAAGAAAAGGAGCGUAUUUGAGUCCUACAUGUCUAAGGAGAGUGUUUCAGCUGGCCUGAAGAGAGGAACACUUAUUCAGGGUGUGUUGAGGAUAAAUCCAAAGAAGUACCAUGAGGCGUUCAUUCCUUCCCCGGACGGGACCAGAGACAUCUUUAUUAAUGGAGUUGUUGCGCGGAACAGAGCUUUGAAUGGUGACGUGGUAGUGGUGGAGCUGCUGCCCAAGGAUCGGUGGAAGGUAAUUAAGACAGAUGACAGUGAUAAAGGAGGUGACACUGUGCCUGAGUCUGAUGUCACUGAGGAACUAUUGAGGACUCCACCUCAGCAGCUUGGGAGGAGGUGCACUGCUGACAGCCCUGAUGUCAUCCUAGAAGCUCAACUUAAUGAUAGUGAGACUGAGGAUGGGCAAGAACAUGGGCCAAGUGUGCUAGCAGAGGUUACCCAGGAGAAGGGAAAUGAGAACACCAACAUACUGCCUGGCACCCAGGGAAACAGCCCAAAGUCACAAGACACAAGACUCUGCCCAGACAAUUUGCUCCAGAGAUCUGCCAAGGUGGUUUACAUCUUAGAGAAGAAGCAUUCCAGGGCAGCCACUGGGUUCAUCAAGCCCCUGGCCGAUAAGAACAGUGAGCUGUUCAGGAAAUGUGCCUUGUUUUCACCCUCUGAUCACCGAGUCCCAAGGGUGUACGUGCCCCUCGCUGACUGUCCUGCGGACCUUGUGAGCCGGCCUAAUGACUAUGCCCAAGCACUCUUUGUCUGCAGGAUUGUGGCCUGGGAGGAACACAGCCACUUUGCAGUGGGACAUCUGGCUAAGAGCCUGGGCCAGGCUGGUGAGAUCGAACCAGAAACAGAGGGGAUCUUGAUGGAGUAUGGGGUCGAUUUCUCUGAUUUCUCCCCAGAAGUUCUGGAAUGUCUUCCCCAGGCCCUACCUUGGACCAUUCCACCUGCCGAGUUCAGCAAGAGAAGAGAUUUAAGGAAAGAUUGCGUCUUCACCAUUGACCCUGCCACUGCUCGCGAUCUGGAUGAUGCCCUUUCCUGCAGGCCCCUUCCUGAUGGGAACUUUGAAGUGGGAGUUCACAUCGCAGAUGUCAGUUACUUUGUUCCGGAAGGAUCCGCUCUGGAUAAAGUGGCCAGUGAGAGAGCCACAAGUGUCUACCUGGUGCAGAAGGUGGUGCCCAUGCUCCCCAGACUGCUCUGUGAGGAGCUGUGCAGCCUCAACCCCAUGACCGACAAGCUCACCUUCUCCGUCGUCUGGAAGCUGAGCCCCGAGGGCAAGAUCCUUGACGAGUGGUUCGGCCGGACCAUCAUUUGCUCCUGCACAAAACUGAGUUAUGAUCAUGCCCAAAGCAUGAUUGAACACCCUGACAAGAAGUUCCAUGAGGAUGAGCUGCCUCCUGUGUCCACAGACCACCCCAUUGAGCAGAUCCAUCAGGCCAUCUUGAACCUCCAUGGGAUCGCCACACAUCUGCGUCGGCAGCGCUUUGUGGAUGGGGCCCUUCGACUCGAUCAGUUAAAACUUGCUUUCACUCUGGACCAGGACAGUGGAAUGCCUCAAGGAUGUCACAUCUAUGAAUACAAGGACAGCAACAAGCUGGUGGAGGAGUUCAUGCUGUUGGCCAACAUGGCAGUGGCUCACCAGAUCUACCGCGCCUUCCCUGAGCGGGCCCUGCUGCGCCGCCACCCGCCCCCCCAGAGCAAGCUGCUGAGUGACCUCGAGGAGCUCUGUGACCAGCUGGGACUGGCCAUUGACUUCAGCUCGGCGGGAGCCCUGCACAAAAGCCUGACGGAGAUGUUUGGGGACGACAUGUACUCCCUGGCGUGGAAGGAGGUGCUCACCAACAUGUGCUCGAGGCCCAUGCAGAUGGCGCUGUACUUCUGCACGGGCGUGCUCCAGGACGUGGCUCAGUUCCGCCACUACGCCCUCAACGUGCCCCUCUACACCCACUUCACCUCGCCCAUCCGCCGCUUCGCCGACGUCCUGGUGCACCGGCUCCUCGCGGCCUCGCUCGGGUCCAGAGAGCCCCUGAGCCUGGACGCGGACGGCCUCCAGAAGCAGGCUGACCACUGCAACGACCGGCGGAUGGCCUCCAAACGGGUGCAGGAGCUCAGCACCAACCUCUUCUUCGCCGUCAUGGUCCGGGAGAGCGGCCCCUUGGAGUCCGAAGCCAUGGUCAUGGGCGUCCUGAACAAGGCCUUUGACGUGCUGGUGUUACGCUUUGGGGUGCAGAAGCGCAUCUACUGCAACGCCCUGCCGCUGCAGAACCACCACUUUAAGAAGGUGGGGAAGAAGCCGGAGCUCACCCUCAUCUGGGAAGCCGAGAGCCCCCAGCAGAAGGCGGUGCCCCAGGUGAUCACCAUUUUCAGCCUGGUGGAGGUGGUUUUGGAAGCGGAGGACGACACCCUCAAGUACGUGGCCACCCUGAAGAGGCCGGAGGGGACCCAGGCGCCGGAGGACGGGCUGAGAGACCGAGACGGAUGAGGGGCGACCCAGCCCCGCCUCCCCUCUCGGCCUGGCCGCACCGCCCAGGGGACGGAGGGACCUCGGCGAGCCCAGGGGGAUUUUAAGUUUGUUUAAAGUUUUAAGUUAAGUUUAACAAUUUGGGAGUUUUGUGGAAGUUUAAUUUUAACAUGAACCGAGUGGGGGCCGGACUGAGGUGCUGGGAGAGCGGCAGGAGAGGGGGCCGGACGCGGCCGCCCCCGCAGAGCUCUCUCGGCCUCCUCUUGGCCUCCCCUCAGCAAGAAGCCGCCGUGGUGGGCCGGGGGCUGCCUAGCCCGGCCAGCCCCCACCCAGCCAGGCUGGGGCUUUCUUGGUAAAUCCACAUCAUGGAAUAAAUUGGAUGACGAGGGA